GUUAGUACGUUUCCCGCCCAGCUGCACGUGUAAAUUUUUGUGCCCAGCACGAAAACUGUCGUAAAUAAACGCAUUUUUGGGCAAUUUUCGGCAAUCACCAUGAGUUCAGACGAGUCCAGUGAUGGAUUGGAGGAGCUCAAGGACUUGAUGGCCUUGUAUGGCAAGCAGGAGGACAAAAAACCGAGCGAGAAUCAAAAGAAACGUUUUAUUCCGAAGGCCUCCCAGGCCAAAGAACUCAACUAUGUAGAGGUUCCUAUGGAAAAGGUGAUCUUUGGCGACAGGCAGCGAUUCCUUACCAAUCUGGCCAAAUCCGUGGGUCAAAAGUGGCAGCAAAGCGUAGAUGAGGACGAGGAUGAGGAAAAUCCCGACCAGCAGAAAGCUGGUGACAAGCGGAAAGCCGCUUGGUCGGAUUCCGAUGAUGAAGACAUUCAAGUGGGCGAUGUUAAGAGGGCCACCAAGCACACAGGUCCCCUGAACCACCUGCGCAAGGACAAAUCCUACAAGGAGUACCUCACGGCGCGAUUCCAGCGCACUCUAAACCAACCCAAGUGGGCGGAGAAGAAGGUGAAGGGCAACGACGAGGAAGACCUCUCCUCCGACGAAGAACUUCUCAAGACGGUGGGCUUCAUCGACCGCAAAGCUCGGAGCAGUGAUAUGCCUCAGAAAACGCUGAACUUCAAAAGAGUUAAGGAUCUAAACAGAGCCGCCUAUACUGAAGGGUUGACCACCAGCAUCCAGUUUCAUCCAACUAGUACUGCUGCUCUAGUGGCGAGCGAAAACUCAAUAGCCACCAUCUAUACGGUGGACGGACAUAAGAACGAGAAGUUGCAUAGCAUGCGUUUCAAAAAAUUUCCAUUGCUUUGCUCCAGAAUUGCUCCCUGCGGCACGAAGGCGUUCUUCGGUUCCGUAAGAAGAUAUUACUACACCUACGACCUGCUGGAAGCCAAGGAAACCAAGCUGACGCUACCGGACGAGUCUAUGACUAUGAACCGUUUUGAAGUAUCACCCUGUGGCAAAUUCAUUGUCAGUGCUGGCAAGUUUGGAGCCAUUCAUCUGCUGACGGCCAACACAAAUGAGCUGUUGCAUAGCUUCAAGCAGGAGGGCAAUGUGAAAGGACUCGCAUGGUCUGGGGACUCCAAAAGAGUCCUGGUCUGCGGUUCCAGUUCCAAUGUUACUGUUCUGAACCUGCGACAGAACCUCAUUGAACACAUUUUCAUGGACGACGGUUGCAUCAAUGGUCAGUGCAUCCAACUGGCGCCCAAUCAACGCCUUCUGGCCACUGGCAGCGAAGAGGGCGUAGUCAACAUUUACGACUACGAGACCGUGUUCGCUUCUAAAGCCCCGCAGCCCGAGAAGCGCUUCAUGAACCUGAGGACUAGCAUCUCGAGUCUACAGUUUAAUCACUCAUCCGAGCUGCUGGCAAUGAGCUCUGCUGAGGCACCAAACACCAUAAAGCUGGCCCACUUCCCCAGUGCCACAGUCUUCUCAAACUUCCCGGCACAGACCGAAAACGUUGGCUAUGUAUCCUCAAUGGCCUUUUCGCCGCACAGCAGUUUCCUGGCCCUGGCCACUAAGGGAAAAAAGGUGCCGCUCUUUAGGCUUAAAUACUUCAAGAGUUAUUAAUUGAAGGCUGUAUGAUUUAUAUAAAAUAU
This is a messenger RNA of Drosophila eugracilis, 1652 nucleotides long. RefSeq names its product U3 small nucleolar RNA-associated protein 18 homolog (gene wcd). Gene Ontology annotation, biological process: rRNA processing. The transcript has a single exon. Lineage: Eukaryota; Metazoa; Arthropoda; Insecta; Diptera; Drosophilidae. Gene Ontology annotation, molecular function: protein binding. The coding region runs from base 100 to 1623 and encodes 507 amino acids. The record is from RefSeq and is a predicted model, not a curated record. Gene Ontology annotation, cellular component: small-subunit processome; Pwp2p-containing subcomplex of 90S preribosome.